AUGCCACUCGGCGUCCGGCAAAACCAUACUGCCGAUAACCGACCUAACUUGAGAACCACUUCUUUAGCCGCUUCUAUAGCGUUUUCGCAGUCUCAUCUGAACACCAGCCCUCAGCAUGAUCAAGAGAAUCAGCACGCCGCUAUCAAUCGUGUAUUCAAGGUAUCGCCAGCGUCUUUAAAGUCCCGAGGUGGCAACAAAAAAUCAUCUUCGAUUACCCGGCCCAGAAACAACAUACAUUCUGCCAGGGUUCGAUCUUCAGAUUCUCAUCUCCAUGACAUCCGGUCCCCUAUCAUCACUACUAGCAAGGGUCAAGUUUCCUCUAGUCGCAAUGAGCGUGAGCGCGAUCGUGUCCGCCUCCUAAAUCUUGGGUUUGAACGCCUACGCACUGUAGUACCCUGUCGAGAAGGCGAGCAGUUAAGCAAGAUUAGCACCCUUAAAAAGGCAAUCUGGUACAUCGAGCACCUAGAUCGCGUAUUGCGCGCGCCUCUUUCAUCUGGGCUUUGUGGUGCUAUUGAUCCCGACUCCGGCAGCUCUAAAGGAAAUGCUGCCUGGUCAACUCUGCUUCAACCUACGACUGGGCAAGAACAGGAUAGUGAGACUGAGUCCAAUUCUGACAUUGAUUUAGACCCUGAUCUUGAUAUCGACACUGGGACGGAUUCAACCCUUCUUAAUCCUCUUAAACUUCUCCAUAGUCCACCAGAGUCGUCAUCAACGACAGAUGCUAUUGACCAGGAUAGAGAAACUCAUGGCGAGCAGAAAUCGGAUAACAGGAUCAAUCAUGGCUCUCGAAGCAACGCAUCGCAAAAGCAUCAUAUUUUUGGAGCAUUGCCAUUUUGUCGAGAUAGUAGUCGGGCGGGUGGGCAACCCUUUGCAGCAGCCGCUCAGACAUGGCUGCAGGCACGACGGCAGGACAGACAGGCAGGAUUACAUUUUGGAAUGGAGACUGAACAGAACCUUAGAUCGGCACUACUUGGGGAAUAUGCCCAACUUGAUGAUGAAGAAUCACUCAUUAUAUCGACUAGGGCCUCAUCACCAGUGUUUCCUCCACCUGUGGAUGAGGACACCUCCAAUACUGCUAGCCACUACUCCCUCUCUAUCCCAACCUCCGUUCUCUCUACCACUACAGCUAGCGCUUCUGAUCUUAAAAUGUCGGCAUCAUCCAUUGCUGUCGUCGAUAAUACCAGCAUCCACACUGGAACGGAACACAUUCUUAAUAAGAUAUCUGGGUUUAUUCAGGACGGUCUCAUCAAGGAUGCUUCCGAUAUGGUGAAUAAACAUUGCAAUCUUGACAUUCCUACGGGGCAGCUGGAUGCCAAUCCUUUACCAACGUCGCCUUUAUCUUCGUUUUCAUCAUUAUAUCCAUUAUCAACCUCCUUACUCCCAUUAUCUUCAUCUUCCUCAUCCUGCUCACCGUCAUUUUCUACCCCACCAACACCUCCAGCAACUUUUCAUCGCAAUAAUGAACAAUCUCUCUUGGCCUCAUGUUCCUCUCUACCCAUGUCACUAUCUCUUCCGCUGUCCUUUCAUCUACCUCUGGCGCUUCAACUUCCGAUCCGGCUUACAGUAGCCAAAUCUAAAGGCGACUUAAUGACAACAUUUUCUCGACCUAAUUUUCUCAACACCAAGACAGUUUCAUCACCAAAAGUCGAUCCAUGUAGUAUCGCGGAGCCGGAUUCGUGUUCAACACCAUUAGCCAUGGCCGCUUCCGAUCCAAAUGUCUUAUCUCCACAUCCACCAUUUCUCUUUCCAUCCGAUCGACCACAACUAACUUCGCCUACUACAUUAAGAGCUUCACCAUAUUCCGGCUUUUUCAUUGACUCAUGCUAUUCCGGAAUGACAAAAGGUACAGUCGUUAGGUCUACCGAAUCCCCUGAAUCUGCGCCCGUUUCCCUUCCUUUACAUCACAGUAAUCAAAAUCAGUCAGAGUGUUCAUUCUCAAAGUUUGUCACCUCCCAAAAUCCCGCCUUCGAUCUACCCACUACAUCAGCUCUCGACUCAAUAGCUUGUUGUCAUAGCAGCAUUCAUGACCAUUACCAUGAUUCUUUGAGUUCCAUUCGAUCCAAAAAGACCGAAUUUUCGCAAUCAGCCUCAUCCUCUAUGUGGAUACAAAAGGAUCGAUCAGAGUUACCACAGGUACAGUUUACUGGGGGUUCCUAUUCGAUUGCGAGGACUAGGAAAGGACUCAGGUGA
Messenger RNA from Protopolystoma xenopodis, 2190 nucleotides. The record is from the annotation of a GenBank genome assembly. Lineage: Eukaryota; Metazoa; Platyhelminthes; Monogenea; Polystomatidea; Polystomatidae.